ACCAAUUGCAGAAUGCCAAGGUACAGACCAUCAUGUUCUUCGUCAUCUUCUAUGUUGAGGAACUACCGCAUUAAACGACCAGUUCUGGUGGCAAAGAGGAGAAGAUCAACUACUCCAGUUUCCUCGUGGAGAGUGAACGAUAGACCUUCAUGUCUUACACCAAGCAUUACUGAAACAUCUUGGUAUCGGUCAUUGGAAGGUACUGCCAGGGAUACUCAAGCGACAGUGUCAGCUCGGAAACUAGCAAAUGCUUUUCAUGCAUUGAGUUUCAUUUCUUCACCAAUAACUGACAAGAACCAACGUGAAAGGGCCUUCCCUUCUAAUAUGAAGAUAAGAAAUCACCAAUCAAAGUUCAACCCUUCACGUAGCCCAAUCACAGAAGUAGGUGAUCAUGGAUCGAGGAAUUACAAUAGAAUAUGCAAAGAGGCAAGUGAGGCAAACCCCAUGGAGCUUCAAAGAUGUUUCCCAGGAAUCGUUUCAGGAAGCAAGAAGUGUUUGAAGGACCUGCGAAGUUUUUUGGUGUCAUCGAAAAAGCUGCUCAAGAUGUUGAUACGUUUUGGUGGAAUCGACAAGCAGCUAUCACCAGUAGUUUCUCUCGCUACAGCGGUUUCUUGUAAGCUAGACCAGGCCCUCGUCCAGGUGGAUCAGUUUGUCCUUGAAAAGAAUUCUGCUAACGAUGAAAUCAGAUAUCUCUUGAAAGAGCACGCAACAAGGAGGCACAAAGAACAGGAAAGAGUAAGAACUCCACUCAAAUCCGUGAUUGACGAGCUUGAGCUAGAAAAGAAGUUGAGAAGAGUUGAGCGGAUGAACAAGAGGCUCGAAGUUGAAUUAAUGCAAACGAAGACCUUACUAGCAAAAACAGUUCAAGAACUCAAGAAUGAGCGGAAAACAAAAGAAAUAUUUGAAACUAGUUACGAAAUAUUAAAGCGAGUCGUCGAGGAUAAGAAUCACGUAGAAAAACUGAAGAAAGAGUCUGCCGAGGCACUAGAGUUGGGGGAGAAGGAAAUGCUUCAGCCUGCAGCUGAAUGGCGUGAAGAAAAAGUUCAUAUGAAGUUAUCUGAAGCAAAAUGCCAAUUUGAGCAGAAAAAUUCAGCUGUAAAUCGAUUGAGAUAUGAGCCUGAAGCAUUUCUUGCAGCCAAAGGGAAGGAGAAACUUGCAAGUGUGCAAACUGAUGUUGCAAAUUAUAAGGAAAACGAUUGCCACAGAAUCACCAAUAGAAGCGAUAUUGAUGAAGAAGACGGCCGAGAACAUAACAAUGGGACUGAAUCAGAAGUUAGUGGUUCGCAUUCCACCGAACUCGAUAUUAACAGUAGCUAUAACCGGAGCAAUGCUUGGGUAGCUGAUAAAGGUGAAGAUAGAAGUGCUCUAACAAACGAAAAGAACAAAUUGAUAGACAAAAACUUCACAGGAAACUCAAGGGCUUUAGGACCGAGGAACAAAAUCUCAGAUGGAUACUGGAUUGCUCUACCCCACGGGCUAUUGAACUCAACAAGACAAAAUCAAGCUCAACAAGAUCCGCUUAUUAACCAAGUUUGUGCAGGAUCUAAGGUCGCCGGCAUGGUUGGAAGCAUUAGGGAAGGCGGAUCGAAGGCAAGUUUCGUUAGGAAGGACAAAGUUCACUCCUAGUUGCAGA
Messenger RNA from Zingiber officinale, 1633 nucleotides. RefSeq lists its product as uncharacterized. The coding region runs from base 13 to 1626 and encodes 537 amino acids. The record is from RefSeq and is a predicted model, not a curated record. Lineage: Eukaryota; Viridiplantae; Streptophyta; Magnoliopsida; Zingiberales; Zingiberaceae. The transcript is spliced from 3 exons.